This is a messenger RNA of Emiliania huxleyi CCMP1516, 945 nucleotides long. RefSeq lists its product as hypothetical. The record is from RefSeq and is a predicted model, not a curated record. The transcript has 3 exons. NCBI's taxonomy places the organism in Eukaryota, Haptophyta, Isochrysidales, Noelaerhabdaceae. Bases 1 to 945 code for a protein of 314 amino acids.
AUGGCCGACGCUCGCGAUGGCCCGUCCGUUGCGGCCAGGCUCAAACUGUGCGCGCAAGCCACAGGAGAGGCGGUGGCGCCGCAAGACGAGGCGAUGAUUCGCAUCCUCUCGCGGCUCGCCGUGGAGAACAACUGGUGGAGCUUCAGCGUCAACCCGACGCCCACGGGCAAGCAGUUCAUUUUCCAGCCCCAGUCCCAGUGGGAGAGGGACAGGGAGCGGCAGCAGGCCAAGGAGGGCAGUGCCCCACCGCAGCCUGCACACCCGCAGCACCAACAGGUGCAGCAACCCCAGCCCAACGAGUCGCCCGAGGGGUGGACCAGGGUUGGGAAGGGCGGCAUGCCGGACAGGAUGGGACGCUACACCCUUCUCCUCCUCCUGGCCGGUUGCCAGCCAAUCGCGUCGUCGACGGUGCUGCAGACAGACUCGAUUCGUUUUGGCACGGGAAGCGAAGACUCGAUACAGGUCGGCGUAGAGAACAUCCAGCAGCCGUUUGCCUUCGUCGGCGGAGCGUUCACGAAACUCACCUACAGCGCAUACCCGAUGGACUUCGAGCUGCAGGCGGGCGGAUCUACCGCGACGGCUUGCCUCGGCUUCGACUUUACGGACGAGUCCGGAUUCAUCGGAACGUCGUCGGACGGCACGAACAACUUCGGGUUCGGAUCGAUCUCGGCGACGAAGACUUGCUCGAUCGGGGGCGCGACCUUGUCCAUCGACUGGACGUUCACGCUCUCCGCGUCCAACUCCAAGGCGCUCUCCCUGGCCAUCACCGUCUCGUCAUCAGGUGCCGCCGCCUCAGACGUCCAGGUCUGGUGGGGCACCCGCGACGAUUGGGUCGGGACGACGGACGGUCCCGCAAAGACGAUUGGGUCCAUCACCUCGGUCUCGAGCGGAUUCACGUCCGCCGCCGGCACCACCGGCAAUGCUGAGCACGUGCGACGACAGUGA